AGCACCGCCCGGAUCCUUCCGCGCCUCCGCCGGGGCCUUCCCGGGACCGCCCGGGUCCGCCCGGGACCCCCUUCUCGUUACCGGGACCCCUCCCCACUACGGGGACCCCUCCUCCGCUACCGGCACUGGGAGGAGUUGGGGGAGCUCCGGGAGGCCUUGGGAAGGGACUGGGACGGACUGGGAGGAACUGGGCUGAACCGUACGCAGUUUGCGUAGCGCUGUGGGCAGGGCCCUUACGCCGUCUGCGUAGCGCCGUGGGCACCGGCGUGGCUACUCCGAGGCACUGGGAGGGAACUGGGCUGAGCUGGGAAAGGCCUGGGAGGCCUUAGGAAGGCACUGGGAGGUGGCAGGAGGGAACUGGGACGGACUGGAACGAACUGGAACUGGAACGAGCCGUAGCCAGGAGGGCCGAGGCUCUUACGCCGCGCUGAGGGCACUCCCCGUUUCCUUACGCCAUCUGCGUAGCGCUGAGGGCACUCCACGUUCCUUUCCGCCAUUUGCGUAGCGGCUCUGCAUUACCGUCAACGGGCGCUCCUUACGCUGUUUGCGCACCGUACGCCGCAGGCGCGGCGGGGGCGGGCCCGUAUCCCUGCGCGCUCCCGAAGCUCCGGUACAGGCCCGGUCCCGGUCCCGGCCCGGCCCCGUCAGGCCCCGGCCCCGAGCAGGCCCCGGCCCCGGCCCCCGGCCCGGCCCGGCCAUGAAGUUCCUGUACAAGGAGGAGCAUCCGUUCGAGAAACGUCGCUGCGAGGGAGAGAAGAUCCGGAAAAAGUACCCGGACCGAGUGCCGGUGAUCGUGGAAAAGGCGCCCAAGGCCCGGAUUGGGGACCUGGACAAGAAGAAAUACCUGGUGCCCUCUGACCUCACAGUGGGUCAGUUCUAUUUCCUGAUCCUCAAACAGAUCCACCUGCGGGCUGAGGAUUCUUUGGGCAUUUUUAGGGUUGAUUUGGGACUUUUUAGAGUUAAUUUGGGAUUUUUUACGGAUAAAUUUGGGAUUUUUUUGGGCUGAAUUUUGCUGGUUUUGGGU
Molecule: messenger RNA, 1024 nt
Organism: Haemorhous mexicanus (house finch)
Lineage: Eukaryota; Metazoa; Chordata; Aves; Passeriformes; Fringillidae
Product: gamma-aminobutyric acid receptor-associated protein
Exons: 3
Coding region: 698-1006 (102 amino acids)
Biological process (GO): cellular response to nitrogen starvation; autophagosome assembly; macroautophagy
Cellular component (GO): autophagosome; autophagosome membrane; cytosol
Molecular function (GO): ubiquitin protein ligase binding; GABA receptor binding
Source: RefSeq, a predicted model, not a curated record